AGAGGGCAGGGCUAACCUGGGAGAGUUACAAAGCAGAGAGACACAAUGCAACAGAAGAGAGAGAUUGACAGAUAGAGAGGCUGGGAAAGUGGGAGAUGCCAACUGCCACAUGCUGGGAUUAUAAUACAAUGGAGGGUGAUAGACAACUGUUAAUAUCAAAGAUGAGAUUCUACUGCUGCUUCUUAUGAGGAGAGGACAUAAUACCAUUCCACAAUCAUUGAGAUUCAGCCUUACACAGGGAGAAUGCCACGAUGUCAUCCUACUCUGAUGCCGAUAAUCAGUGUCAACCGGGGAACACCAUCUGUGAUGUCACAGUGUAUCAACAGGAAGUGAUCAUUGUGCCCGUCCUGCUCCUCGCGAGCUUCCUGGUCACUCUGCUAAUCGUUCUCCUGAUGAGGUACUGCCCUGGAAAGGGAAACCGCAGACGACCCACCAUAACCCUAGCCCGACCACACAGCACUAGCAGGUCGAGCAGACACAGCGCCAGACAGAACCUACAGGGCAUUGAGGCUCCUCCUGAGCUGAACCCACUGGAGCAUGAGGAGUUACCUAUGACCACUCCGACCCGGCGUGACGCCCCAGCCACGUUGUCUGCAGUACCGGAGCCACCCAAAGAGAGACAGCAUGGCUCUUUCAACCUGGUCACUCCGCUGCCCCUCUCCUUCUCUGUCAAACCAGAUGACUCUGUCACCCUCUACAGGGCAAGGAUGGACAACAGAGACGUGAUUCUACGGACACUUAAAGAAACAGCCGAUGACAGCGAGCGCCAGUCCUUCCUGGGCUUUGCCUCCUUCCUGUCUGAGCUGGGGCCCCACCCCUUUCUGCCUGGUCUGAUGGGCGUGGUGUCCCUUCGUACCCCCCUCAUAACCGUGAUGGAGGAACUGGAGCACAGGGACCUGCUGGGGUUCCUAUGGAGGUGUCGACAGGAGACAGGUGUGGAGUCCCCAUGCAAUAUCACAGAGAAGCGCAUCUUCACCAUGGGAGGACAAGUGGCUUCUGCUCUGGAAUACCUGCAUGGUCAGAGCUGUAUCCAUGGCAAUGUUGGAGCUCGGAGCGUGCUGGUUGGCCGAGACCUGACGGCUAAAUUGUGGGGAUUUGGUCCAGCAUACCGUAGGAAAACACAAGCAGGAUCUCCAGGAGAGCUGCAGAACAUUGAUAUGAGGAAGUGGCAGGCUCCAGAAGUAUUGGCAAGGAGACCUGUCAGUCAAAACAGUGACGUCUGGUCUUUUGGUAUCCUGCUCCAUGAAAUAGUGACGCUAGGUGACCCACCAUUCCCUAAAGUUAUGGCCAGUGAUCUUCUUCAAUACCUCCAAAGAGGAAAGACUCAGAAGAGACCAGCUAAAUGUUCUAUCUCACUGUAUUCCAUAAUCAAGUCCUGUGGCCAGUUCGCACCACACGAGCGCCCUGCAUUGGCUGAGGUGAUCCAGAAACUCCAAUCAGGAGAGAAGAGUGCCAACAAUAGGACAGUUCUUCGAGUGCCUGAGCCACUCGGCAUUGAGAAGUACCUGCGGGAGGCGGGAUAUGGAGAGGCCUACAAUUACGUUGUUCUCUGAUUGGCUCCUGGGCUUGUCGUUUAAAUCAAGGUCUACACUACGUUCAGUUUUGCUUUACUCACAUUAUCAUGAAGACUGCUGGAAGAGCGUUUUAAAGGUCAAAACAACAAAUCUUGUUUAUCUUUAGGUCCCUUACUGUCCUCAAUACAAUGUGAGAGACUGAUGAAACACAUACAGAACCGGUCAAAAGAUUUAGAACACCUACUAA
This is a messenger RNA of Coregonus clupeaformis (lake whitefish), 1761 nucleotides long. Its product is annotated as tyrosine-protein kinase STYK1-like. Gene Ontology annotation, cellular component: signaling receptor complex. Gene Ontology annotation, biological process: positive regulation of kinase activity; multicellular organism development; protein phosphorylation. Lineage: Eukaryota; Metazoa; Chordata; Actinopteri; Salmoniformes; Salmonidae. Gene Ontology annotation, molecular function: ATP binding; transmembrane receptor protein tyrosine kinase activity. Bases 252 to 1553 code for a protein of 433 amino acids. The transcript is spliced from 10 exons. The record is from RefSeq and is a predicted model, not a curated record.